Molecule: messenger RNA, 2632 nt
Organism: Mizuhopecten yessoensis (Yesso scallop)
Lineage: Eukaryota; Metazoa; Mollusca; Bivalvia; Pectinida; Pectinidae
Product: alpha-(1,3)-fucosyltransferase C-like
Exons: 3
Coding region: 786-1919 (377 amino acids)
Cellular component (GO): membrane
Molecular function (GO): alpha-(1->3)-fucosyltransferase activity
Source: RefSeq, a predicted model, not a curated record
UAACUGUAUGUUAAUUCAACUGUAUGUUUUACGAACUGUAUGUUAUACUAACUGUAUGUCACCCGUUUAAUACCAUUGAACGGGUAUGGCAUCUUGAUCCAAGAGAGGGCUCUACGGUUUAUUUAAAAUGACUACACGUCAUCAGUUUUAGAAAUAUUGAAAAGAAACAAGCUUGAUUUUUUACAUGUUGCUCGUUUUAAAACGAUGGCCAUAGAAACUUUCAAGAUUAUAAAUGGCACUUCAUCAUCAUUUUUACAUGAUCUUAUUGAACAAAGAAAUGUUUUAUAUAAUUUUAGAAGAUAGAACACUCUGAAGAUUCCAAGGGUGAAUACCACAAUGUAUGGCAAGAUAUCGUUUAGUUUUGUAUACCUGUUUGUCGCAAGAAUGGCACUACAGUACUAAUGGUAUUUUGUUUGUAAUAUGCGACGGUAAAUAAAAUUUCUUAAAUCUUCUUGAAUCUUGAAUCUUGAUAUUUUACUUGUGUGGCAGAAAACGUGGAUGAUUGUGCAUCACCCUGCUUAUUAUAAUACUUGUGUCUGUGUCUAAGAUAAAGUUAAGUAUGUUUGCUAGUAAUAAGGUGGGGAUAUUAAGUAUAUAAAGUGAAUUCGAGACUGCUUUGUAUCAUUUCAUCUACUGUUAAAAAGCAGCAAUAUAAACAGGUUUUAUUCCAGAUAUUUUGAACAGUUUGGAGAACUUUGUUGUUGAAUCGUUCGUGAAGGACUUUAUAUCACUUCAAUAUAUGAGUGUCGAUGUCUUGAGUAAUAUUCCAGAUACAACAUCCGAAAAUGAAGUGGACUACGCUUAAUAGAUUUAAAGUUUUCACUGUAUUAAUCAUCAUCGGUUUUGGAAUUGGCUGGAUGUUUUACGCUGCAGAUGGGGGAACUAUCUUAAAUCGUUUUAAACACAAAACAACGACAACUUUGUUUUCCAGUGACUCUCAGCAGAAAAAUUCGUCUAAGCAGGAAGAAUCCAUUCCAGUUUAUUUCUACAAAAAACAAUCUGAUAUUGGAAAUCCAUUUAGUCACUGCAAACAUAAAUGCCAUGUGAAAGAUGGGUUUUCAAAGGACAGAAAUGCAGUGAUUGUGUUUCAAGGACCAGGUUUGUUUGAUGAAAAACCGCUGAGAAAAUAUCCGGGACAACUAUGGGUAUUUUUUUCUAUGGAAUCACCAAGCUACCAUCCGCCAUCGAAAAAAUUGAAAAUGUGGAAAAAUGUGUUUAAUUGGACGCUAGGUUACAGGAGAGAUACAGACAUACUUCAUACGUAUGGCAGGUUUCACCUUCUCCCUGAAACUAAGAAACCUAUCAAUAUAUCAUCUACUUGGAAUUCACGUUAUAACAAAUCAAUCAUAUUUGUGUCCCAUUGUGGAGUGGCCAGCAAAAGGUUAUCAUACAUGAAAAAAUUGAACUCGUUCUAUGGUGUUGAUAUCUAUGGUGGUUGUGGGAAUCUAAAGUGUCCAAAGUCUAAAUGGGGGAGUUGUCAUGAUAAAAUACGAAAUUAUAAGUUUUAUCUGGCUUUUGAGAAUUCAUUCUGUAAAGAUUAUGUUACGGAAAAAAUGUUUAAAAUAUAUUGGCGUAAUUCGAACGCGAUACCGGUCGGCCGUGGACGAACGCAAUACGAACUCUUUUUUCCCCCAAAGUCAUAUCUAGAUACAUCUAAAUAUCAUUCUACCAAAGAACUAGCGGAAGAUAUGUGGCGUUUAUCCAAAAACGAAACAGAAGCAGCAACCUAUUUUAAAUGGACCCGUUCCUACUUUGUUGACAGAGACUCCAACGCGCGGGUUGGUUUCUGUGAACUGUGUAGACGUAUCCACGAUCUUGUCCUUAUGAAGAAACACACACGGCUUUACAGGGACAUUGACACUUGGCUUCGUGGAAGUGAACGCACUCAAAUCUGUAAAACACCAACGGAUUUAGUAUAAAAUAAUUCAUUCAAAAACUGAUUUGCUCAAUUGAAACACAAUCACCAUAUUUACUUUUUGAAUAGACGGAGCUACAACUAUUCAUAAAACAAUCACUCGUUACUGCAAUGUGCGCAAAACGGUGUGAAUAUUUGGUUUCAAUGAUGUCUUUCAGCCUGCGUUUAAUGAUGUCCGUGAGCUUGCGGUUUAAUGAUGCCUUUGAGUCUGAGGUUCAAUGAUGUCCAUAAGCCUUGGGUUUAACGAUGUAUAUACCUAUAUGCUGGUGUUUUGAUAUAACGUUCUGAUUUACUGCUUUAAUAAUAAUUUAAAAAAUGAUUAACUCAUAUAAAAUAAAUCAUAAUGAUUAUUCAUUUAUAAAUAAUAUACAAUGCAAGAAGUCAAAUAGGAAAAUGAAAUAGGAAAAGUCAUCUAUUAAAGUUUCUUAUUAUUGCUCUUCUUCCCUUCAAAAGUGUAUAUAAUAUUAUAUAUGUGUAUGGUUUUCUUCCCAGAGCAGGUGCUGAUAUUACAAUAUAUGUUACCGCCUUUAUGACAUUUUAAUCGGUUUAACACCCUCGCAACAGCUCAGGUCAUAUGAAGACGUAGGCCAUUCAAGCUCCUUGCCAUUAAAGGAAUAUAACUGUGAUCAUCAUAUUAUAUCUCAUUUGUAUCGCAUUUAAUUAAACUUUUAAAUAAAAAGAUCGAAGCUCUUUGUUAUCUGUGUGAUCCAAAUGACA